AUGAUCGCUGUUAUGUCGCCUCAGAUCCCACGGUCCUCAAUUGUCGCAUCUGACGAGGCCAAUGUGUUCUAUCCGGUCGGAAACGAGCAACGCAAAGGCUUCUUGAACAAGCGAUCAGGUAAAGAAGUCUCAGACUUUCAGUGGAGAGUAUACGAUCACAUCAAAGCGAUCCCCUCAGGACAGAUCACAACCUAUGCCGAGAUCGCCCGAUCUCUUUUGUCCUCGCCUCGCGCUGUAGGUGGAGCUCUACGAAUCAACCCAUUCUGCCCUCUGAUACCGUGUCACCGAGUCGUUGCUGCCAAUGGCUCCCUGACUGGAUUCGCUGGCCAGACAGGUACAGGGAGCGCACUGGAUGACAAGGCAAGGCUGCUCAAGUCAGAGGGUAUCGAUAUCAGACCUGAUACAAAGGUUAAUGGCUAUACUAUCACGAAGAAGGACAUGCUUGCAAAGUCAUGGAGUAGGCCCAAAAAAGUCUCUUCAUGA
This is a messenger RNA of Kockovaella imperatae, 483 nucleotides long. Its product is annotated as 6-O-methylguanine DNA methyltransferase. The record is from RefSeq and is a predicted model, not a curated record. NCBI's taxonomy places the organism in Eukaryota, Fungi, Basidiomycota, Tremellomycetes, Tremellales, Cuniculitremaceae. The coding region runs from base 1 to 483 and encodes 160 amino acids. Gene Ontology annotation, biological process: DNA repair. Gene Ontology annotation, molecular function: methylated-DNA-[protein]-cysteine S-methyltransferase activity. The transcript has 3 exons.